AUGGAAACUACAUCAACCACAGCUAGCAAAACCACAACCACAGCCCCACAACAAGAACAACCUGGAUGCAAAGAAUCGAGUCCCAUUCUGCGUAACCAAAAAACUGCAUUCGUACUCCCCAGCAGAUGUCCUUUACGCAGAGUACAUUUUGCACCGGCAUUGGUGAACAAACAAUCUGAGGCAGACUCCAAGAAUGUGUUUGCCUCCCCUCACAAGGAACUCACGAAAGAAAUGAUUCACGAAGUUUGGUAUUCCCAGAUGGAGAUCCUGACCUUUCAGAAACGAAUCAAGCUGACUCUUCUGUUGAAAGAAAGGUUUCCUACAUUGAAUGACAGCAAUUUCAAAGACAGCAUGUUGGGACUUGAUCGACACAAUCCCAAGCGUGCUUCUUACAAACGCGCCGCCACCAAAUUCACUUUGGAGGCACAACAAAAGUCGGACGAUCCCGACUUUUUGGCACUGGUGUCCCGACAAUGCUCCUCGUGGGCAAAGAGCAUCGCUAUUCACUCGGCAUUGAAAACAUGUUGUGAUGUCUACGAUUGUUCUAUGCCUCUGGCGAUAAAAUCCAUCAAGAAGGGCGGGUCUUAUUGCAAAGAGGUCAACAAUGAGACUACAACUGGAGGUAAGCGGCCACUACAAGGGGAGACUAUCGGGCCCGCAACCAAGAGGCAGCGCUGCGCACGAGCAUCAUGA
Messenger RNA from Cylindrotheca closterium, 693 nucleotides. The record is from the annotation of a GenBank genome assembly. Lineage: Eukaryota; Bacillariophyta; Bacillariophyceae; Bacillariales; Bacillariaceae.